Messenger RNA from Bolinopsis microptera, 1776 nucleotides. RefSeq names its product branched-chain alpha-ketoacid dehydrogenase kinase-like. Gene Ontology annotation, biological process: regulation of glucose metabolic process; protein phosphorylation. NCBI's taxonomy places the organism in Eukaryota, Metazoa, Ctenophora, Tentaculata, Lobata, Bolinopsidae. The coding region runs from base 35 to 1234 and encodes 399 amino acids. The transcript is spliced from 10 exons. Gene Ontology annotation, cellular component: mitochondrion. Gene Ontology annotation, molecular function: pyruvate dehydrogenase (acetyl-transferring) kinase activity. The record is from RefSeq and is a predicted model, not a curated record.
AGGAUUGAUGUGAGAUCAUCGCUCAAAUUGCAGAAUGAUACAAAACUCUUGGAAAGUAAUCCAACCCAUACUCACUAUCGGAUCUCGUUCUCUCACAACAUCUGACUUACACAGACAAUUUAAACAGCCUAUAUUGGUCACCCAAUCUUCCUCCUUACAGAAGAAAAUUAACUACUAUGCACUCGAACCAAUAAACGAGCCUACGAUUGGCAUGCUGAUGAAGGAAUCUCGGAGCAGAGAUAAGAACAAGCUUAUCCGGAGCUGCCACUUUAUGCACAAGGAAUUUCUGGUCAGGAUUGCGAAAGUGAUCAUGGACCUUCAGAACCUACCCUACAUAUUACUGACAAAUGCAGACAUCAAGCGGGUUCUGGACCUGUACAUGCACGCUUUUUCGGACAUGCUUAACCAGCAGAAAAUUCAGAGUUUAGGAGAUGUGGACACGUUUAACGAGGCUCUGAGCGGAAUUCUAGACGACUUAAAAGAUAUAAUUCUGCUCCUUUCUAAGGGAAUACAUGAUAGUCAGCCCAAUUUCAAAGGCGAUAAUUUUCAAAAUACAGUGAAGAAGCUGAUGGAUCACAUAGUACUGAACAGACUGGGUAACAGAAUACUUGCACGUCACCACUUGUCCAUGCACGUGACCAGGGUAGGGUACAUAAGUGAAGUGAACACUGAACUCUCUCUUAAGAAGAUCAUUAUGAAGAACGCUACUUUCGCUGCGAAUGUGUGUCAGAAUGUCUACAUGGACACGUUGCCUGAGGUGCUUAUUGACGGACAUGCGGAGACUAGAGUAGCUUUUAUUCCUAAUAUUAUCGACUACGUUCUGAGGGAGAUAUUGAAAAAUAGUUUCAGAGCGACGGUUGAAGCCAACAUGCACCAAGUGGACAAGCCCCCUAUUAUAUGUACUAUCUGUAACACGCCUGAUUUCUGGACUAUCCGGAUAAGUGACAGAGGGAUGGGAAUGCCGGACAGUGUCUUAAAUCAAAUACAGAACUACUGUUACACAUCCUUCAAGCCGGAGGAGGAGUACUCCCAUGCUUUUGGUGAUUUAGUCAGCACUGGAGUUCAGGAUCAGGGAAGUUCAUUAGCUGGAUUCGGCGUUGGAAUUCCAGUAUCCCGUGCGUACGUUGGGUUUGUAAAAGGGAAGUUGGAGUUCCAGACGAUGCCGGGCAUCGGAACGGACGUUUACAUAAAAAUUCCUCAGCUCAGUAAGAUUAUUGAUGAGGUUCGCAUAUGAUAUCCUGGAAGGACUGCAAAAACUAUUGAAGUAUGAAAUAAUCUCUUAGACCUCGGAAGAAGCCCUACAUUGCAAAUGACUAAUUCGACAAGAGCUGCUGCUAUUGUACAGCAUGAACUUCAGAGCAGCUCCUCAAAUUGAGAGCGUACUUAUACUCAGAACGACUCAUAUUAACAUUGUUGGCAAAUUACCAACUUAAUCUCACUCCAAUAUGUGUAUAUAUGGACAUUGCCCGUCGGAACAGAGUUUCCGCUGGAGUGUUCUUAAUUGAGAAACUGCAUUUUUUAUUGUUAUUUUUAUUAAACUGCGAUUAUAUGUUUUUGGACUUAGCGUUGUAGCUAAGCCAAAAUUCCAUGUAAUAGCUUUACUUUACAGUCUCAUUAUUUUAAGAUGACUGCCCAAACCAUUGCUUAACAAUGAUGCUUAUUAAAAUGAUGCUUAUUGGGUUAUUUAAAUUUAAAUGAUUUUAAUCUAUGGGGAUUAUAUUGUGACGACACAGCAGUCAUGAGUAACCAUGAUAUUGAGUCACAUGGUAUUUGAAG